Molecule: messenger RNA, 764 nt
Organism: Coffea eugenioides
Lineage: Eukaryota; Viridiplantae; Streptophyta; Magnoliopsida; Gentianales; Rubiaceae
Product: probable pterin-4-alpha-carbinolamine dehydratase, chloroplastic
Exons: 2
Coding region: 106-690 (194 amino acids)
Biological process (GO): tetrahydrobiopterin biosynthetic process
Cellular component (GO): plastid
Molecular function (GO): 4-alpha-hydroxytetrahydrobiopterin dehydratase activity
Source: RefSeq, a predicted model, not a curated record
GAGUUCCCAAGGAGAAAGCAGAAACCGGAAAAGAGAUAAUCCUUCCUUCCUUCCUUAUCCAUCCACAUUCCUGCAGGUUUAGCUGCAGCUCUCCCACCAAUAAUCAUGGCUGCUUCCACAAGCCAUCUGUGCUCUAUUCUUUCUUUGAAUUCAUCUCUUCCCAGUGUUCUUUCAAGUCAAAGGUCUGCUGCUGCUUUCGUCUUUUUCAGCUGCAAGACUGAUCAGAGGAGGAGGAGGAGAAGUACUGGGAUAGUUGCAAGUGGGGCGGAUUUUCUGGGGGAUUUCGGGGCGAGGGACCCUUUUCCGGCUGAAGUUGAGAGCAAUUUUGCGGAGAAAGUACUGGGGAAUGUGAAUACUGAGCAUAAAAUCUUGAUCCCAACUGCAACUGCUCUGUCUUUAGCCCAGCAAGAUUGUACUCCCAUCUCACCUAAUGAGCAGCCCAUUUCUGAAGAUGAAGCCAAGAAGCUCUUGCUCAAGGUUGUUGGAUGGAGAUUGAUAAAUGGAGAAGAGGGGCUACGGCUGCAAUGCAUAUGGAAGUUGAGAGAUUUCCAAUGUGGGAUUGAACUGAUCAACAGGAUAUACAAGGCUAUUGGUGCUACAGGGCACUUCCCUAGUCUUCACCUUGAGGAGUCCAAUCAACUAAGAGCUGAACUAUGGACUUCUUCAAUUGGUGAGCACAUAUGUCUCUAAUAGACAAUAAUUCAGAUUUGUGGUUACUUAUUUCUGAACCAGCUUUUAGUUGUCUAAAUAUUGAAUUCUGAAUA